AUGAUUCAAGGCAUCUUUUACGCCAGAUUCUUCCCCCAAGAGGGCCCCAAGAUCGUCGCACAGUCUCCCGCAGGCUGCAUAACCCCCGUCGAAGGCUCAACCAAAUCCCCUCUCAUCGACUUCGACGUACUCCAUGAAUACAUCAUUCCUAGACAAGCCUUCUGCAAUCGCUAUCUCACCAUCAACACGCCAGAUGGGAAGUACACUGUCCUAGGAUACCCAGUUGUCAUUCCACACACCAAGUAUCUUCGAAAUGAGUUCAUCUUCAACUUCGGCCUCGUGCUCGACGCUGAUGUUGAUCAUGUUCCUUAUGAACGCGUCGUUCGUGGUCUAGCCUCUACCUUUUCUGAGAUGGAGAAACAGAACGAGUAUCUGAGCCAAAAUGCAGAGACUAAAGGAUCCGGGAGGAGACCGAUUGAUAGUUUGCUCGAAAUUGUCAAAGAGGAUUUGGACAAUUAUGGAGAGUGCAUGAUUCCCGUUGACGAAGCCAAUACUAUCAACAUGAAGCUCUUCCCUCACCACAUGGAUCCUCCUAGGGUUCGAGGCUGGCAUGUCCCUGUUCCAAAGGCCAAAUUCUCUGACAUUAUGGAUCCGACCUGGGACCUCACCCUCCAGAAAGUCAUCUCUCACAUCGACGGCGUCUCUGAUGUUCGACGUAUCGCCCACGCUGCUUCGGUCUCUCUUGAGCUAGCAAAGACCGCGCUCCGCCAUCUCCUCUACUACGACACUAUUCUACUUCUUGACAUGUUCUUUUUCACGGCAUGCUACGCUCCACGCCCUGGGAUCCAUGACUUUAUCCGAAAUGUUGACGGGAUGGUUGAUGAGUGUGCUGCAUAUGUAUCUCACGGACGCGGCCUUGUGAGCAACUAUCAUCUUAUCAAACUCAUGUCCACCUUUGCUCCUGGAAAAUCCGUCAUGGAAUGGCUCAAGGGGCAUCAAGACACAGGUUUCGAAGUCCUUCGUUUUGUUGACGUUCGCAGAUUCGUUCAGUUUGGCGUCAUAAAGGGUUGCAUAUACCGCGUUCACAAAUUCGUCGUCUCUAAGCAAUAUCUUGCCGCCUUAGCCUCUGGCCAAAGCCGCCCUGUCCCAGGAGGAGAUCCACUGCAGAAGUACACAGAUGGCUGUCAUCACUUUGACCAAAUCAUCACAGAGCAGAACAUGACGGAUAGUGAAAUUAUGGAGAAACUCAAGAAGUUGCCAGUUCCAAAGGGGGACUUGGCAGUCUUUUAUAGAUAG
Messenger RNA from Fusarium proliferatum ET1, 1236 nucleotides. RefSeq lists its product as uncharacterized. The record is from RefSeq and is a predicted model, not a curated record. Lineage: Eukaryota; Fungi; Ascomycota; Sordariomycetes; Hypocreales; Nectriaceae. Gene Ontology annotation, biological process: positive regulation of autophagy; negative regulation of TORC1 signaling. The coding region runs from base 1 to 1236 and encodes 411 amino acids. The transcript is spliced from 3 exons. Gene Ontology annotation, cellular component: vacuolar membrane; GATOR1 complex. Gene Ontology annotation, molecular function: GTPase activator activity.